AUGGGGCUCGGCGGAGUAAAAAACAAGCGCAAGAUUGGAGACGAUCCCAACAACACGAAAUGGGCACGCAACACAAACGCCUUCGGCCACAAGAUGCUGCGCGCACACGGAUGGGAACCUGGCCAGUACCUCGGAAGGAAAAGCGAAGCAUACUCCGCAUUUCAUACGGCAGCGAGCGCUUCAUAUAUAAGAGCGGUGUUGCGUGAAGACAACUUGGGCAUCGGCGCCAAGCCGGCCAACGGCGGUUCAGGCGACCAGUGUACAGGCCUCGAUGGGUUUAAGGACCUCUUAGGACGGCUCAACGGCACAUCAGAGGCCGUGAUUGAGAAGAAGCAGCAGGCAAGAGAGAGCGUCAAGAUGACACUAUACGUCGAGCGCAAGUUCGGACCAAUGCGGUUUGUACGGGGCGGUUUGUUGGUGGGUGACAGCAUGCAAGAGGAAGAGAAUGGCAGCCAACAGACGGCGUCAACGGCACACAGCAACGAGGCCACAGAUUCUACCCCGGAGUCUUCUUCGAAUGACGAUGAGUCUGCUAAGAGGAAGGCGAAGAAAGACAAGAAGCGAAAAGAGAAGGAAGAGAAAAAGAAGGAAAAGAGAGAGAAAAAGGAGGCGUCGAAGAAGCGGAAGGCAGCGCGGGACGACGACGAGCUUGAGGACGGAAGUGAAGAGAGAAGUGCGAAGAAGAGCAGGCGGGAGAAGAGAGACGAAAACGAGGUGACAGCCGACGAAGAAAAGUCUACGAAGGAUAGGAAGAAGAAGAAGAAGGACAAGAAAGAUAAGAAGGACAAAGAUGAGAAGAAGAGACGGAAAGAAGCAGCACUCACCGGCGACUCAUCAACCGAGACGAAAAGAGACAAGCUUGCAACUUCGGACUCUUUGGCGGCAACAGCGCCAUUGCCUGUUGUACUUGGGCGUCACAUGUCACGGAGACGGCAUAUUGCUCAAAAGCGAGCGGCGGUUAUGGACCCUCAAGCUUUAAAGCAGGUAUGGUUAUGCUCCACGCCCCUAGAUUCGAAUAUCAAGGUUAACAAUACGGCAGAUUUUUAUGAUCAAGACAUAGAAUUAGAUUUUGAAGAUUGUAUAGAUGUGAAGACUACGUUGGAUGCUCGGGAUGCAGCAUUCGUCUAG
Molecule: messenger RNA, 1128 nt
Organism: Grosmannia clavigera kw1407
Lineage: Eukaryota; Fungi; Ascomycota; Sordariomycetes; Ophiostomatales; Ophiostomataceae
Product: g-patch domain containing protein
Exons: 2
Coding region: 1-1128 (375 amino acids)
Molecular function (GO): nucleic acid binding
Source: RefSeq, a predicted model, not a curated record